CUUAGCGGUGAACCGGAAGUAGAUCAGUAACAUAAACAAUGCAAUUACUGAGUAUACGUUUAGUCCGAUCGCCGUAUAACUCCGCGAAAGAUUCUUCGUGUGGCUUUCAGUCAAAUGUUUUGGAUCGAAAUGCUUGGAUAGCGUGACCAUUUGAGCUAAUUACGACGAAAUGAUGAUGUCACUGGACACGAUACCGGACUACUAUAAUCUAUUCAAGAAUUCACAUAAUGCUUCUGCUAACAUGGCCCAGAUCGCAGGUAGCAGAUCAGAGUUCACAACGAGCGACCUCGGGCUCAGUGACACGGAGUGUAAACAAAAGGGUGGCUGUUUCUUGUCUUACAAAAAAAGUGCCCUAAUAAUCCUGAUGUUCAUCAUUGGUGUUAUCACUGCAGGGUUCAUAGGAGCCUACUCGAGUCCCUGGGUGAAGAAGCCAACUGUGACAGCUCUGACUUUACCUGAAGAGGACGACGUUGAAGGAAUCAGACCUUCAGCCAGGUUCUCCGUCUCUCCUUUGAUCUCGCCAACACUUUACGAAGUGGAACUGAUUCCAGUCAUGGAACAAGGAGUGACUAAGUUGAACGGUCAUCUGGUCGUGGAAUUUGCUUAUAACGGAAAUCGACCCUUGUCAAAAAUCGUUUUGAACGCGAAGGAGAUCACGGUACUCCAAGCGAGACUGUUCUCAACAGAUGAUCCGUUACCUGCGAAUGCACACUUCAGGAGAAGGAGGGACGUUACCGAUGAGAAUGUUAUAAAUCCUGAGGCGAAGAGUACCUCCGAGUCUACGAACCAGGGUUCUGGAAUGACGCCAGAAGACUCGGGCUUGGACGAUACUUCCUCCUGGACUUCAGUGAAUCUCCCCAGCAUUUUGACGGCCGAAUCAUCGAGUGAAAAAGUUGUCGACGAUGAAACUCCGGACCCUAUCUCGAUUACAUCUCCCGACGUCAUCACCACGAGCAACAAUACUUAUUCUGAAAAAGACAAGGCCACAUUACCGGCCUCAAGUUCUGAACUGCCCGUAGUCAUUCAAAAAAUUUCACCACCUUCGAUCACCACUCGUCCGAUUGUUUCGAGCUCGACGUUCCAGUCUCCUUCAACCUCUUCUCCGAAGAGGAGCACCGAGAUUGGAAUCGCCAAUGAUGAGAUGGACGCCGUUGAUGGUUUCUAUGUAAUUUACCCGAAUGACCCUAUCCAAAGAGGAAUCUAUUCCAUUGAAAUAACGUACGAAGCCAAGGUCGACGGCCAGGCCGUUUUCAAUAUCACCUACAACCUUGAGGACCAGAAUAGAUGGCUACUGGCGACCAACUUGAAACAGUUUGGCACUGGUACGCUCUUUCCUGGAUUCGAAGAUCCGAAAGACAAGGCUAUAUUUUCACUGUCAAUAGCGAAGCUUACAAAUGUUCACACUCUGACCAAUAUGCCUCUGGUAUCAUCAAGCGCCAUUUCCAACGACUUGAUGAUGGACCAUUUCCAGACGUCGCCUCCACUCUCUUCGCACAAUCUGGCAUUUGCUAUCACCAAUCUGCAACCGAUAUCAGAACCUACUCUUCAGAACUUAGAAAUACCUCUAACCUUGUGGAUCCGAAGCAGAGAAGUUGGUCAGACUCGUUUCAUCUUCGAGACGAUAGGGCGAGUCGCGCAAAACCUUAGUCACUUCUUCUCAGUCCCGUAUCCACUGCCUAAAUUGGACGUCGCUACUCUUCCUGGACUUGAUGGUGACGGCAUAAGCAGCCCCGGGCUAAUUUUCAUCAGAGAAUCGAUGCUGUCACUUGACCAAGAAUCUUCUGCAAUUACGAAAGAGCUCAAGGUUCAGAAUCUGAUCAGGUUGAUCGGCGAACAAUGGCUCGGGGGGCUGGUCAGCACCCAGACUCGGAUGGACGCUUGGUUCCUCGAAAGCUCAUUAUUCUACUUACAAUACUUAUUAGCUGAUAAGAUAGAUCCGACCCUCGAUUCCUUCAAUUCAAUCGGCAUCCUUCAGCACAGCGCGUUUGAGGCUGAUGCCUACGACGUAUCGAGGUCUAUGAAGUCCAAGCUCAAGUUUCCAGCCUCUCAAACCACCUACGAAAAGGGUGCAUGUCUGAUUCGCAUGCUGAAUUACGUGAUAUCUGACUCGGGAUUUAGGAACGGCUACAAAACGUUCCUGACUAGGUGGGCGAACGCGAAUGCUGAUGUAUCCGAUUUUCUUGCAUCUAUGUCGAAAGAAGCACAAUGGCUUCCGGACGACGUAUCCUUCGCCCAGGUUUUUGCUUCCUGGAUCGACCAGGGCGGUUUUCCCGUUGUCACUGUCACCAGGAAUUACGAAAGUGCUUCUGCAACCGUGCGGCAGGAACAAUUUGCUUUCGAUAACGAAACAAUAACGAAUCGCAAGUUGUGGCACGUUCCUGUUUCUUACAUCGUCGACGGAGAUGACUGGUCGUCGCCGUCAAGAACGUGGCUGAGCCAGGAGGAGACAACUUUGAUGGGGCUCGGAAAUAACGAGGAAAAAAGGUGGCUUUUGCUGAACGUUAAUCAAACUGGAUAUUACCGGGUUAAUUACGACUUGGAUAAUUGGAGCCUGUUGGCGUCGGCUCUUGACUCAAAAUUCGAUAUAUUUCCGGUGACAACGAGAACUUCGUUAGUCGACGAUGCUCUUAGCUUGGCUUGGGCCGGCCGCUUGGCCUACCCUACAGCUUUGAACUUAAUUCAGUUUCUUCACAAACGGGAGACACACCAUUCGCCAUGGACGGUCGCCUUUCAGAAUAUGGAAAAGCUCAACUAUCUGCUGCAGAACACUGUUGCAUAUUCCAGCUUUCAGGAGUUCAUGGUGAAGUUCAUAUCACCUCUCUUCAACACCGUAACAGCAUCCAAUACCGAAACGCAGCUCAAAUUGAUCACCGUAAAAUGGGCUUGUCUGGUCGAUAAUCCAAAGUGUCAGAGCUACAUGAAAAAUCUUUCCAGCGUGCCUAAUUACCUCGAAAAAACUCACCACUGCACUCUAGCGAGAUUUGGUGGAAAGCAGGAAUGGGACUUUCUAAUCUCGAAAAUCUCUGCCGCUUCGAACAAAGAAACAAAGUUGAAACUUUUAUCAGCCUUGCCGUGCUUUCAGGUGGAAUGGAUCCUUCAGAUACUUUUGAACGACAUAAUGACUGAAGGGAAAAUGGACGAACACGAAACUCUCGAAUUACUUCGCAGCUUUCGUCAAAAUCCAAUCGCUGCUCGAUCGGCAUUCAAGUUUUUCCGAAUACAAUGGAAUGAGAUUUUCAAAAGGUUUUCGAAAUCGUAUUCGAUCCUAAAAGCCUUCGUCGAAGCAUCUGUUAGUGGUAUUACGGACGAACAAGAUCUCAAAGAUUUUCAGAUUUUCAAAGAGAAACACUUUGACAGUUUGAAGUUUUUGGGACACACCAUACGAGUUGCUGAGACCGAAGCGAGGUCAAGGAUUUCAUGGCUCAAGAAGAAUCUAAUCACGGUUCAAAGGUGGCUGGACGUUUAUAUCAGACCAACGAUAUAGUAAUCAGAGAAUCUGAAGAUGCUCAAAAAACAAGUUGAUUAAUUAAAUGCAAUAUGCACUAAAUCACUUACUUAAAUAUUAACUGAUAACGUGUUUAUUCGCCUAAUUUUCAACGCUCGUUAAUGAGCGUUAAAUAUUUCAAUUUGUGU
This is a messenger RNA of Diprion similis, 3633 nucleotides long. Its product is annotated as aminopeptidase N-like. Gene Ontology annotation, cellular component: cytoplasm. The coding region runs from base 170 to 3484 and encodes 1104 amino acids. The transcript has 17 exons. The record is from RefSeq and is a predicted model, not a curated record. Gene Ontology annotation, molecular function: metalloaminopeptidase activity; peptide binding; zinc ion binding. NCBI's taxonomy places the organism in Eukaryota, Metazoa, Arthropoda, Insecta, Hymenoptera, Diprionidae. Gene Ontology annotation, biological process: peptide catabolic process; proteolysis.